Morchella importuna is the source of this 1323-nucleotide messenger RNA. RefSeq lists its product as uncharacterized. Gene Ontology annotation, molecular function: protein binding. Lineage: Eukaryota; Fungi; Ascomycota; Pezizomycetes; Pezizales; Morchellaceae. The coding region runs from base 1 to 1323 and encodes 440 amino acids. Gene Ontology annotation, cellular component: ciliary inversin compartment. The record is from RefSeq and is a predicted model, not a curated record. The transcript has 3 exons. Gene Ontology annotation, biological process: protein localization to ciliary inversin compartment.
AUGGAUCUCAUGGCAAAAAAACACAAUUUUUAUGCAACUGAAGCACAGUACAAGGACAAAAUCAGAGAUUGGGGGCUCGGAAAAAAUAGAGUGUACAAAUCAAAAACUGGGACUCGAAGGAGGUCUUCCAAGUUCAAACCUGGAAUGAAGCCAAUAGGGACGGAUGAGCGUACCGGAAACUUGCGCAAAAGACACAAAGGAACCGGCCGUAAUGAUCCGAAUACAGAUUUGGGUGAUUGCGAAAAUAUUCAGACAGGCUUCCUGGUUGUUCCCGCCCAUGUAGCACGGCCUACAGAACCUCCGAUAGAAUUCGAAGCGGCUUGGGAAUUCAAACACAAUAACGCGGUCACAAGCAGCGUCAAUCUUCCUCGCCCCAAUUUAUAUACAGGAAACCCCGACGCCGGCCCCGCGCAAAGUGUAUCGUUCUCUGAAUCAGCUGCGUCAAGUUCACCGUUAGGGCCUUUCAAUGAUAAUACCAUCCAAGAAGAACAUCACAUUGACAUCAACGAAUUCGAAUAUAAUAACCAUUAUAUACAAGGGGAGAAGCAAAAGCCCUCCGACCCUAUUUUACUCAUACCUCCUAUCAUUGACGAAGCAGUCAAACCAUUGACCAAAAACAAGGAUAUCGACUUAUCCGCAGAUAUAGAGUUGCAUGGUGCAUCCGAGGGCCAUAAAGGGAUAGACAGGCUUAUACUACAAAAGAACACAUCUAUUUCAAGUGAGGACUGGUCAUGUGGAGAAACACCUCUGAACAAGGCUGCGCGCGCGUAUUGCAACUCUGAGGGCGUGAUCCGUUUUUUACUUAAAUUCAAUACGGAUGUUUCGUCACGGGGCUUGGAUGGAGAAACAGCACUACAUUGGGCAGCUGUACGCAAUCAUAAGAAAGUAGCUCGCCUACUACUAGAUAAAGGCAUUGAUCUUUCACCAAACUCACACGGGGAGACUGCGCUGCAUUUGGCAGCAUGGUAUGGCCACGAAGAGAUAGUCCAUCUGAUACUCAGGAAGGAUAUCGACCCCUCGCAACAAGAUAAAGAUGGACUUACAGCACUAGGUUGUGCAGAGCGUAACAAUCAUGAAAGAAUAGCUUGUUUACUGCGUAGGAGAGAUAUGCUGAAAACCUGGAUGGGAGAUCACGACGAACAAUCUGGUCCAUCCGGCCUACACGAUGACCCUCCUACCUCAGAUUCUAAGACUCUUACGACGUCUUACCCACCCCUCGACACAACAAGCAACUGUCCAGAUAAUAUACCUCCUCUUUGGGGCCCUUAUUAUAACCCCAAAGAGCGUUCACAGCAAACUAAGCUACACAUAUUCCAUCCGUAG